Messenger RNA from Fraxinus pennsylvanica, 831 nucleotides. Lineage: Eukaryota; Viridiplantae; Streptophyta; Magnoliopsida; Lamiales; Oleaceae. The record is from the annotation of a GenBank genome assembly.
AUGGGCAGAAACAUCAAAUUUGUGAUUGUUUUUGCAGUUUUGGUGGGGGUUUGUGCACUGGUAGAAAAAGGAGAUGCGGCAACAUAUAUUGUUGGAGACAAUUUGGGGUGGACUAUCCCUACUGGGGGUGCCAGUACCUACACCACCUGGGCUUCACAACAUGUUUUCAGAACUGGAGAUAUUCUAGUGUUCAAUUUUCCGACUGGAAUCCAUGAUGUGGCUAAGGUAACAAAAGCAGCUUAUGAUAGUUGCACCACGAACAGUCCUAUCUCCCUAAUAACAGUCGGUCCAGCCAAUGUUACACUCGACUCCCCCGGGGAGGCAUACUUCAUCUGCACAUUCGGCCAGCAUUGUACCGCCGGACAAAAGUUAGCCAUCAAUGUUUCAGCCGCUUCAACUCCCACGCCUAGUCCAACACCACCGGUCACUCCACCUGCAGCACCAGCACCAGCUCCCAGAAUCACUCCACCUGCAGCGCCAGCACCAGCUCCCGGAAUCACUCCACCUGUAGCGCCAGCACCAGCUCCCGGAAUCACUCCACCUGCAUCACCAGCACCAGCACCAACUCCCAACAUCACUCCUCCAGGCGCGCCAGCACCAACGCCUACACCGGCUGGGGAGAAUCCUCCUUCACCAUCACCAGAAUCAACACCGGCUCCACCGCCUGGUGGAGGUGCAACCCCUCCGUCACCACCAUCACCGGGAUCCUCUCCUCCACCAGCAGGAAAUGUCAGUCCACCUUCGCCACCACCUCCCAACUCCGCCCCAACAAGGGCUAUUUCCACUUCAUUUGUCAUAUUUGCAUCGAUCGCCAUGGGGAUUGCUAUUUAG